AUGGACAACCAAGUAAGACAUGCUCCGUAUGCCAUUCCACCCCAUCGUCAGAGAAGUAUUUUUCAGAAACAAGACCAAAUGCAUGUUAACUUGGAGACAAAGCAAAAGCCUCCAGAGAGAAGAAUGAAGAGAAACAGACAGGAACAAACCUUUGGGAGCUGGUUCAAGAUCAUAAUUCCCUUUGGUAUAAAAUAUGAUGAGAAGUGGCUGCUUAAUUUGAUUCUGAAGCAGUGCAGUGUGCCCUUCAUUCCAGUCAAAUUUCACUAUGAGAAAAUUCAAGCCCAGUUCUUUGUAGAGAAUGUCAGUAUUGCCUGUGCAUUGAAGAAUGUCAACGGCAAGAUUUUCAGUGAGGGUAAUGAAGGACUAUCUAUCUUUGUUGAACCCUGUGACACACCCCAGUCUGUGCAGAAGGUGCUGAAGUCUGAAAAGGUGGGGCAGAUAAAGGUAAUGCAGACUCAGCACAAGCUGUGCACUCAUACCCAGUUAGUCCUCUUCCCCCACUCACCCUCAGACUCAGAGCCACUGAACCUCAUCCCUAA
Molecule: messenger RNA, 539 nt
Organism: Rangifer tarandus platyrhynchus (Svalbard reindeer)
Lineage: Eukaryota; Metazoa; Chordata; Mammalia; Artiodactyla; Cervidae
Source: the annotation of a GenBank genome assembly